Hermetia illucens (black soldier fly) is the source of this 1410-nucleotide messenger RNA. Its product is annotated as testis-specific serine/threonine-protein kinase 3-like. The coding region runs from base 271 to 1347 and encodes 358 amino acids. NCBI's taxonomy places the organism in Eukaryota, Metazoa, Arthropoda, Insecta, Diptera, Stratiomyidae. Gene Ontology annotation, cellular component: cytoplasm. Gene Ontology annotation, biological process: microtubule cytoskeleton organization; intracellular signal transduction; protein phosphorylation. The record is from RefSeq and is a predicted model, not a curated record. Gene Ontology annotation, molecular function: ATP binding; protein serine/threonine kinase activity; tau-protein kinase activity. The transcript has 5 exons.
UUUCCUGACUUUCAGCUCAUAUUUUAUCACAUGUCAUUUGCUUAUAAGCUCCAUAAAAAUUUUUUGUAUUUAUUGCACUCAUUCUGAAUUGAAUUUAUUUCCGACCCGCAAAUGGAAACACCAGUUUGAUCUCAAAAUCUACUGAAAAAUUAGAAGCACCAAAUUUAUCUCGAUAUGCAAACUUUUUACACAAAAUGAUUGCAUGAAUCUACGCUGGUAUUUAUAAAACAUUCCAUUGCCAAUAUUGGCCACCAAAUUAGUACAAAUUUAAUGGAUGCAGCUGCUCAACCUCCAGCGCCCGCCAUAGAUCGUAUCUAUCUCCGCCUUCUAGCUGCCACUCAGCAUACCGACGAGAAACAAAAGGCCGCGUCCGAGGACACUGUCAAACCCAAGCCCGUAACAACAUCCGCAGUUAUAAAGAAAACUGUGCUCGAGGACCAUGGCUACACAAUUGGAAAGCAAAUCGGUACCGGGACCUAUGCCAAGGUUAAGGUCGCGUACUCGGAGGAAUACAAGUGCCCGGUAGCUGUGAAGAUCAUAUCAAAAGUAAAGGCACCUGCGGAGUAUUUAAAGAAAUUUAUGCCCCGUGAAAUAGACGUGGUUAAGGGAUUGCGACAUGAGAACCUAAUUCGCUACUAUCAAAGUAUAGAAACAACCCACAGAGUAUAUAUUAUUAUGCAGUUUGCAGAAAAUGGAUCACUGUUGGACCUAAUUCGAAAAGAGGGUUAUUUAGAUGAGAACAGGGCGAGGAAGUAUUUCAGACAACUGAUAGCUGUCCUGGAUUAUUGCCACAAUCAAGGGGUUGUUCAUAGGGAUAUAAAGUGUGAAAAUCUGCUUUUCGAUAAGAAUUACAACAUCAAAUUAAUAGACUUCGGUUUCGCUCGUGGCAAUAUGAAACCCAAUGGGACCAAUAUUCCCUUGUCGGAAACUUACUGUGGCAGCUAUGCCUACGCAAGCCCUGAGGUCCUCAAAGGAAUACCAUACCAACCACAAUAUUCAGAUAUUUGGGCAUCUGGAGUAGUUCUCUUCGCAAUGGUUUUCGGGCGGCUUCCUUUCGAUGGCUCCACCUAUGCUCACCUCGUCAAACAAGUACAAAACAAAGUGGUUUUCCCGCGUGAUCCUUCUGUUAGUUCAAUGUGCAAACAUCUCAUUACAAAAAUUAUUGCACCCUUAAAAGUGCGGAUAACAAUCGAUGGAAUUGAAGAAGAUCCUUGGUUCUUGGGCGAGACAGCGACUACAUCAAGUGAUGUGAAAAAAGAAAAGGAAAAAGAUAAGGAGAAAGAAAAAGAAAAAGACAAGGAGAAGGAAAAGGAAAAGGAAAUUAUCAAAAAAGAAAAGAGUAUUUAGUAAAAUUAUAAGUUUGAAGAUAAACAAAUUGGAAGUACACUGGGAAAAUUGUUUUGUAGAAAA